UUGAAGGACAGAAGAGUGCACCAAUCAUGAAGGUGUCUGGGCCUGCGUCCGAGCCUAUCAGAAACGAUUUAAAUAGAGGCUUAUAAAUAGGCCCUAUAAAUAUAACAUCCUAUAUUCUGCCUUGUUACGAAGGUGCAUUUCUUUAUUGUUGGGUUGCAUUUCACUGUAUGAGAAUUCAUAUUAGAGCAUGCAGUGCUUUUUUUCAUUGUUAAGCUAUUCCUAGUGCCCUAUGAAAUCGCGAGGCCUGGGUUUGCGGCAUGUGCGUUUCUGCGCUGAACUGAAACUCCGGUCCGCCGCAUCCUUAUGUAAGGAGCUGGCCGCAUCCUCCUCGUCCGGGAGACGCCGGGGGCCCUUCCUGAGGAUCCUGGAGUGCUCGGCCAAGCCGGCCACGUCUGCGAGCGACGGGGAUACGAAUGACAAAGCAAACCGCGCACACACACACACACACACAGGCACACGCACACACCCUGCCAGCUUCCCGCGACGUGGUGGUGACAGCGCGGCGGCCAAUCGGAGGAGGCGCGGGGCGGGGCCUCCGUGGUCCCGCCUCCUGGAGGCGCGUCACAGGGGGCGGAGCCAUGGUACGCGCGCCGUCGCGCGAGGCUGUUGAAGUGGGUGUGUGUGGGGCGGUGCGGCCCGGGCUCCACGUCCGCAGGGCUCACUUUGGCGGCGGCGGCGGCGGCGGCGGCGGCGGCAGCUUCUUUGGUCACCGCGCUAGCUGGACCUGGCAAGCGUCGACGUCGGAAGCGUCUAUGCCCCCGGGCAGGGUUCUGGUACCGCGGGGAAGCCGGCAACCCUAUAAGGAGGAGAUUACUGUGCAUGCGUGCUAAGUCACUUCAGUUGUGUCUGAC
This is a messenger RNA of Bubalus bubalis (water buffalo), 851 nucleotides long. Its product is annotated as ATP-dependent RNA helicase ded1-like. The record is from RefSeq and is a predicted model, not a curated record. The transcript is spliced from 2 exons. NCBI's taxonomy places the organism in Eukaryota, Metazoa, Chordata, Mammalia, Artiodactyla, Bovidae. Bases 414 to 830 code for a protein of 138 amino acids.